Molecule: messenger RNA, 1095 nt
Organism: Sipha flava (yellow sugarcane aphid)
Lineage: Eukaryota; Metazoa; Arthropoda; Insecta; Hemiptera; Aphididae
Product: mesoderm induction early response protein 1-like
Exons: 2
Coding region: 209-955 (248 amino acids)
Biological process (GO): negative regulation of transcription by RNA polymerase II
Cellular component (GO): nucleoplasm
Molecular function (GO): histone deacetylase binding; transcription corepressor activity
Source: RefSeq, a predicted model, not a curated record
UCAGAAAUUUGGUAACAUUGCAUUUCAUUGUUUAUAGACAAUUAAGCAGUUCAUUUGUUUUGUAAACUAUUUUCUCAAGUGUAUUGCCUUGGCGGUGCGAUUUUGGCCUUUAAUUCAAGUGCGUUAAAAGAAUUAUAAAAAACCUAAUUGCUGAAUGCCCCUGGAAAAAAAUAUUCCUCGUUAAACUACGAACUGUAAAAUUGAAACUAUGUCCAAACGAGUAACAAAUGACCGUCCUGAUUAUUCCGAUCCUACCAAUGAUAGUGAUGGUAGUGAUUUUGAAGAAGUGAAGAAGAAAACUAUAAUGGUGGGUAGUGAUUAUCAAGCCCAAAUUCCUGAUGGGUUAUCAAAGUAUGGAGAUGAUCCGCCUUACCAAAAUGUUGAUAAGCUUCUCUGGGAUCCUCAAAGUACUACUGAUGCAGUAAUUGCAGAUUAUCUUCACCACAUCCAUCAAUUAUCUCAUGGAUCAAAUAUGGUACGUAGAGGUAUACAUGUACGAGAUGAUGAAAAUGCAUUAUUUUUACUUUUACAAUGUGGUUUUAAUGCUGAAGAAGCAUUACGCAGAGUUUCAUUAAAUGAUCAAAUGUUUGGUAGAAGAGCCAUGAUGGUGUGGUCAGAAGAAGAAUGUAAAAAUUUUGAAAAUGGUAUUCGUUGCUUUAGUAAGAAUUUCUAUUUAAUUCAGCAGCAUAGAGUGACUACACGAACAGUUGGUGAACUUGUUCACUUUUAUUAUUUAUGGAAGAAGACUGAAAGGCACGAUGUAUUUGCUAGUAAAGAACGGCUGGAAAAGAAAAAAUAUAGUCUUCAACCGGGUAUUACAUUCUUUGAAGAUGGCGAAAACUCUGUACUCAAUCAAAAGACAAACCAAGUUGGAAAUUGUUUAAUUUACUGCGAUCCUAAAAGGUUACAACGAUUAGAAACAUCAGGUGUUCAUGUUACUCUUACGGACAACUAAAGGGUUUGUUUGGAUAAAUAAUUUUAAAAUGUUAUCAGUAAAUUUAAGUUUAAAUUAGACAUUCCUUAAGAAAUAGAUUGAAACGUUAUAUUUUUAAAAUAUUAAUUAUUUAAUAAGUUAUUAAGGUAUAAUUAAAAUGU